AUGGCGGCUUGCAAAUGUCCAAGGGUUGACCAGAAAAACCAGUGCCUGACAGCAUGUCUACGACAACAUUCAGUCAACUUUGCCACGGAUCCUGACUUCCUGAUCCUCUUCACGUCUGCCUUCCCGGCGCUCACCCCGGGCAAAUUAAGGCUUUACAACAUGAGGUUCUGCCCCUAUUCUGAGACAGCGAGACUAGCUUUAGCUCAUAAGAACAUAGAGCACGAGACAGUGAAUAUUGACUUGAAGCAGAAGCCAUCUUGGUUUCUGGACAGGAACCCCACCGGCAAUGUUCCCAACUUAGAACAAGACGACAAGGUGAUCUAUGAGUCUCUGGUCUGCGCUGACUACCUGGAUGAAGUGUACCCCAACAACAAACUGACGCCCUCGGAACCUUACAGGAGAGCACUGGACAGGAUCAUUGUUGAACUGUUUUCAAAGACAGAGGCCCAUUUUUACAAGAUAUCUUUUGCCCCAAAGGACGCAAUUAAGGGGUUUUAUGAUGCUCUUGAUCCAGUGGAGAAGGCCCUUGCAGAGAGAGGGACCCCGUUCUUUGGUGGCAGUUCUGUUCAGAUGGUUGACCUAAUGAUCUGGCCUCACGUUGAAAGGUUUGACGCUGUGACCCAGUUAGUGAAGGAAGCGAGGGUGACAGCUGAUCGGUACCCCAAGCUUACCAAGUGGAUUGAAAACAUGGGCAAGGUACCAGCUGUACAGCAAUGUCGUUGGGACACACCGGCACACAUUCAUUUCAUAGAAACAACCAAAGCUGGAAAGCCGGACUAUGACUUCGGACUUUGAAUCUGCAUCUGCACCUCACAGAACUGUGCAGAUGAAGUAAAUUCACAAAUAAAGCAAUAUUCACGGCGGGGGACACCAGAAAUGGGUUUCGCACAUUGUACCCAUGUCGGGAAUCGAACCCUGGUCUUCGGCGUGACGAGCGAAGGCUUUGACCACUAGGCUACCCGACCGCCCCGAAUAAAGGUAUGACCUACGUACAUUGUAAAAUAAGAAAAGAGCCAAACUUUGUAAUGAAAGUUAUCGGAUGUGAGAUUUAGACUUUGUUUAUUUCAAAACGCCGGACGUAUAAUUUGUUUGUUUGUUGUUUAAGAUCGCACGCAGAAAUAUUCCAGCUAUGUGACGGAGGACAGUAAAUAUUCGAGUCUGGACCAGACAAUCCAGAGAU
This is a messenger RNA of Haliotis rufescens (red abalone), 1180 nucleotides long. Its product is annotated as glutathione S-transferase omega-1-like. Lineage: Eukaryota; Metazoa; Mollusca; Gastropoda; Lepetellida; Haliotidae. The record is from RefSeq and is a predicted model, not a curated record. Gene Ontology annotation, biological process: glutathione metabolic process. Gene Ontology annotation, cellular component: cytoplasm. Gene Ontology annotation, molecular function: glutathione transferase activity; glutathione dehydrogenase (ascorbate) activity. The transcript is spliced from 5 exons. Bases 1 to 795 code for a protein of 264 amino acids.